AAUAAUAACAAACACGUGUAGAUGACAUUCACGUCAAAAUCAUCUGGUAUGUAUGACGUUUAUCAAAUCAUCCGAUGUUUACAAACAUUUCACAAGGCAAAUAUUUUUAUCAAAUACGAUAACCGUUGAAUCAAAGCAACAAAAUAGUAUAGUCCGAAGCGAAUCUCAGUGUCAUUACCAAUCGCGACCAGUGACAAUGAAUUUGCGUUCUAAUUUAAAAUUACUUAUAUUUUUCUCGAUUUUUCUGCUAGUGCGGUGCUUAAAUCCGAUUGUGUUCAUACCUGGUGAUGGGGGCGCGCAGCUUGAAGCUAAAUUAAAUAAAACGGACGCCGUACAUUAUAUUUGCCAAAAAACGACAAACGAUUUCUUCAACAUAUGGCUCAACAUGGAACUGCUUGUUCCUUUAGUCAUUGAUUGUUGGAUUGAUAACGUAAAAUUGAUUUAUGAUAACCAAACUCGUACAACGAGAAACAACGAUGGUGUAGAAAUAAGAGUACCUGGUUGGGGUAGUACCGAAACCGUUGAAUGGUUAGAUCCCAGCCAUGCUGCUACAGGAUCAUAUUUUUAUGAUAUCAGUAAUACUUUGAUGGGUUUGGGGCAUAAAAGGAAUGUCACUGUUAAAGGGGCACCUUAUGAUUUCAGGAAAGCACCAAAUGAGAAUGUUGACUUUUUCACCAAACUCAAAACUCUUAUCGAGGAUACUUAUACGGAAAACAAUAAUACUCCAGUAAUUUUGAUAGCCCAUUCGAUGGGAGGGCCAAUGUCCUUGACUUUUUUGAAUCGUCAGUCUCAAAGUUGGAAAGAUAAAUACAUUCAGAGUUUGAUAACAUUGAAUGGAGUUUGGGGAGGAUCAAUGAAGGCUAUCAAAGUCUAUGCCAUUGGUGACAAUCUGGGUUCUUAUGUUUUAAGGGAAAGUAUCAUGAGAGCUGAACAAAUAACCUCGCCGAGUCUAGCUUGGCUACUGCCCUCCAAACUCUUUUGGAAACCUGAUGAGAUUUUGGUCCAAACCGACAAAAAAAAUUACACUGUUAAUGAUUUAGAGGAAUUUUUUAAGGGAAUUGGUUUUACCGAUGGUUGGGAGAUGAGAAAAGACACAGAACCGUAUCAGAUUAAUUUCCAUCCGCCCGGCGUCGAAGUUCAUUGUCUGUAUGGCUCGAGCGUUGACACUGUAGAACGGUUAUACUACAAGCCUGGCACGUUCUUAGACGGCUACCCGACACUGAUUUACGGCGACGGAGACGGUACAGUAAACAGACGAUCGCUGGAGGGAUGCCUGCACUGGAGAAGCCUCCAAAAACAAAAAGUAUUCGUCCAGGAACUGCCCAAGGUGGACCAUCUACAGAUAUUGCACGACAAAACGAUGUUAAAGUAUAUCUCGGAGGUGAUCAAGAAAUACUCGGUAGCUAAAAGAAAAGAAUCAUUUUGGGAUAAAUUGUCCAACCUGUGGUAAUGAGAUGCCCAAGUUAUUAUUUUUUUUUAUUGUAUAUGUAGUUAAUUUGAUUUUCCUGUCUAAAUUCGUCCAGUUUCCUUCUUAUUAUACUCAUUUUUCUCAUCAGACUGUCAAACUUAACCUUGGAGAUAGAAACUCUUAAGAUAUGACAUAUGUCAAACUUAUAACAGCGUUUAGAAAGCUCGGAACGUUAAAUUGUUAUCUUGUAGGGUCCGAUUACAAUUAUUUAGCAAAGUAAUUAAUUGGUUAUCGCCGGCCGCCUACUGGGAGUUUAGUGGAGUGUUAAUAUUAUAAGCAUAUAGGAAAUAUUGUUUUAUACCUAACAACUUACUUAUUUUUUAUUUAUUGAUAGUUAUAUAGAUAAUAUAUAUUCUAAAUUCGACGUAAUGGUUUUGACGUAGCGGUGUUCUAAUUGUAAUCGGACUCUACUUUAAUUACUAUUACAAGUAUCUUUAUCAUCAAGGGUGGUGAUUGAAUCUUUAGUUUGAAAAAAAUGGAUACUACAAAAAUAUAAAUUGUGGCACUUUUUUGACAUUUAAAAUGAUCUUUUGGCGUUUUAGUUUUGAUUCGAUUUGUUCAAUCUGAAGUGCCAUUUUUUACAUGUGUGUUCUUUUAAAACAUGACAUUUGACAUAUAUUUUUUAAUUUAACUUUUUUUUGACGUUUGACUUAAAAUAGAUACAUUUAUGUUGGUUACGUGAUCGUUUUGAUAUUUAAAACGACAUUUGACGUUUGAUGUAUUUUUUUCCACACUGUGGGAUAUUUUUUGACAUGUUAGGGCCGAUUCCACCGUUGUGUUAAACGGAGAUUAAAAUGACAUUGUUAAUGUAAAAAUGUCAUUUUAAACUUCGUUUUACACAACGGUGGAAUCGGUCCUUAGUCUUUUAUUCGAUCUUUUGAUGUACGAUGUGCCAUUUUUUAUAUUUGUGUUUAUACACGACAUUUGACGUGUUUUUUAUUUAACAUGUUUUUUGACCUUUGACAUAAACGAUAUACUUUAUUCGUCUUAUUAAUAUUUGAGGUGACAUUUGAUGUUUGAUGUAAUUUUUUUGACUUUUUGAUGUUUUCUUCUCUCAAUGAUCUUCAUAUUUACCCCAGUAGCUCUUUUGAGUAUUCUUUUAUCUCUUUCGGUGUAGCUAAAGAUUUAUAUUUUAUUAAGAUGUGAUUUAAGACGUGAUAGUGAUACUUUUAUUGAGUUUUUUAGGAAAUAAAUUUGGUUUGAGAUUUUACGUUCGUUAAUAGUUAAUAGAACGGGGCCUAAAACGGAUCCUUGCAGCGUGCCAAAUAUUUUGUACUCUCUAUUUUCUUCCUUUUUUAGUACUUUUUUCGCACUAGAAUUAGUGAUAUAAUUACCGGCCAAGGACAGGAUCCUUGUGGUACUUACAAUUUUUUCGUAUAGUUAAUUCGUUAAUAUUAACCUAGAGGGCCUGUUUGUUCAUCAGUGUUGAGUCUCACAAGCUUUUCACUGUUUUUUUUUAAUACUUAUUAAUCUAAAUGUACAUACUUUUGUUGCACAAAUAUUAUCUAUUGUUUAUCGUAGUCGUAUUAUUUGUAAAUGUGUAUUUUUGAAAAAAUAUCUUUUUUUUAAUUUGUGCACUAGAAAUACAAAUCAAUAUAUCUUACAUUUGUCGCUCUUGUCAAAUCGGCUGUCUAAACUGACAUUUUAAGUUAAUUGUCAAUGUCAAAUAUAAUAGAAAUCAAUAUUCUUUCAAAAAUACACAAAUUUUAGGAAAAUACGAUUAUAUUGUAAAUAAAACUCAUUGACUGAACUGAAAUUGUUUUAUUUCACUUCGAAUUGCACAUAUCCAUAAAUAUACAUUUUUAACGAUUCCUUAUUAACAUCUAAAAUGCUCUUAACACAUUUUUUUGGUACAAUAAAGGUUGAUACAACGAAAAACCACCCGAUUCGAACAUAAAUUUAGAAAUAUCACGCUGUCAUCAACGUAUUGACACUUGACAGCUAAAUUCAAUGUUACCGAGGCGCGUUUAAUAGAAAACGAUUUUAAAAAGCCGCACAUAAACAUCAAUUCUAAAUUAUUUUUUACAAUUUAAUAAAUAAACUGUCACAAUGACAAACUUUUAUAUAAUUGAUGGUCUCCUCUUUUUCUAAUAAUGUACAUUAAAACAUUUCUUUUUUGAAAUAUAUUGUUGUAAUAUAAAGAUGUAUAAAUCAACACAAUAUCUAUUUCCUUACUUAAUAAGAUAGUUUUACAAUAUAAUAUACAAAAAUAAAUUAAAAAAUGGUAUAAAAUCUUUUGUGUGUCAUAGAACUAAUGCUUCCGGGACGCAGCGAAUGUCAUGUA
Molecule: messenger RNA, 3752 nt
Organism: Psylliodes chrysocephalus
Lineage: Eukaryota; Metazoa; Arthropoda; Insecta; Coleoptera; Chrysomelidae
Source: the annotation of a GenBank genome assembly